AUGGCCGAAAGGAUGCCCAGCUGUGGGAUCGUGUACGACACCUCCUUGCUCCUGCAGUUCUGCAAUGAUGAUAACUUGUCAGGCAUCAGCGGGAUGGAGGUAGACGAUCGUAUCUCCUACCUGGAGCAGCGUCUGCAGCUGCAAGAAGAUGAGAUCCAGGUGCUGAAGGCCGCCCUGGCGGAUGUCCUUCGACGCCUGAGCACCUGUGAGGAGAAUGGACUCAGCCUGCAGAAGAGGGGACCCAGCAAAGUUUACCAGCUGCUGCGGGGGCUGCCCUCCAGACCCACCUUGAGUAACGGGAUCAUCCCACAGCGGAGAGGCUACUCCACUUCCCCGUCGUCCCCCAAGAGAGAACUGCUUCCUGGGAAAAGCGGGCGUAGCUGUCCCUCUCCGGAACGCCCAGCCUCGCUCAAGCGCGAGAGUUUCAAGGACCAGAGGAGCCGCACCACUUCCUCAAGCAGCUCCUGCAGUGGGAAACGCGAAGGAUCCGCCUCCCGAGAGCGAAGGCAGACGCAGAUCAGAGCGUCCACCAUGAAGAAGGCUGCGGGGAGCAGCAGCCCCAGCAAACCUAAGGAAUCCACCUUCAGUGCUGAGGAUGGUUACGUGAAGAUGUACCUGCGGGGGCGCCCCAUCCCCAUGUUUGUCCCUGAUGCCGUCGUUGCCACCUACAGCCUGGAUGCGAAGCUGGAUCUGCCCCAUAAGAAGCUGAAGUUGGACUGGGUCUAUGGGUAUCGGGGACGUGACUGCCGGGCGAACCUUUUCCUGCUGCCCACGGGGGAAAUUGUGUAUUUCGUGGCUGCGGUGGCUGUCCUCUACAACGUGGAGGAACAGCGGCAGCGCCAUUACCUCGGCCACAACGAUGACAUCAAGUGCCUGGCUGUGCAUCCUGACAUGGUAACCAUAGCAACUGGACAGGUGGCCGGGACUUCCAAAGAUGGCAAGCCGCUGCCUCCCCAUGUACGGGUCUGGGAUUCUGUGAGCCUGAACACACUUCACGUCCUGGGACCAGGGCCCUUUGACCGAGCCGUGACUUGUGUGGGAUUCUCCAAGUCUAAUGGGGGCGGACUCCUGUGUGCUGUGGAUGACUCCAAUGACCACGUCCUGUCCGUGUGGGAUUGGCAAAAGGAGCAGAAGCUUGCUGAUGUGAAGUGCUCCAACGAGUCUGUGCUGGCUGCCACCUUCCACCCCACAGAGCCGACGCUACUCAUUACCUGCGGAAAAUCCCACAUCCAUUUCUGGACGCUGGAGGGAGGCAGCCUCAGCAAGAGACAGGGCAUUUUUGAGAAACACGAGAAGCCGAAGUAUGUCCUGUGCAUCGCUUUCACAGAGAACGGAGACACGGUGACUGGUGACUCUGGGGGGAACCUCUACAUCUGGGGGAAAGGGGGGAACCGGAUUUGCCAUGCUGUGCCGGGAGCCCACGAAGGUGGCAUUUUUGGUUUGUGCGUGUUGCGGAACGGGACCAUCGUCACGGGAGGUGGCAGAGACCGGAGAGUCGUUCUCUGGGGACGGGAUUACCAGAAGUUGCAGGAGAACGAGGUGCCUGAGGGCUUUGGGCCGGUGCGUACCGUUGCUGAAGGGAAGGGUGACUCCCUCUUUGUGGGCACGACCCGUAACUCGGUGCUUCACGGAUCCUUGGCUACUGGCUUUUCCCUGCUGGUGCAGGGACACACAGAAGAACUCUGGGGCCUGGCCACCCACCCUACCUUGGAGCAGUUCUUGACCUGUGGGCAAGACAAGCAAGUUCACCUCUGGAGUGUGGCCACUCACCAGCCCCUGUGGAGCAAGGGAAUUGAGGAUGCUGCUCGCUCAGCCGGCUUCCACCCCAGCGGCUCGGUGCUGGUGGUGGGCACCGUAACCGGCAGGUGGCUGGUGCUGGACACUGAGACCCGGGAUCUGGUGACCAUCCACACGGAUGGAGGGGAGCCCAUUUCUGUCGUCAGCUUUUCCCCAGAUGGCAAAUACCUGGCCUUGGGCUCCCAUGAUAACUUUGUCUACGUCUACCUGGUUUCCGAAGGCGGCAGAAAGUACGGGCGUGUCGGGAAGUGCUCAGGUCACUCCAGUUUCAUCACCCACCUGGACUGGGCCUUUGACAGCAGUUGUUUGGUCACCAAUUCUGGUGAUUAUGAAAUCCUCUACUGGGACCCAUCCACCUGCCGGCAAAUCACCAGCGCUGAGGCUGUGCGCAACAUGGACUGGGCCACUGCCACCUGCGUGCUGGGCUUCGGGGUCUUUGGGAUCUGGCCGGAAGGUGCGGAUGGCACUGACAUCAACGCCGUCUGCCGCUCCCACGAUGGGAAACUCCUGGCGUCUGCCGACGACUUUGGCAAAGUGCACUUGUUCUCCUACCCUUGCUGCCAGCCACGGGCCCCCAGCCACACCUACAACGGCCACAGCAGCCACGUCACCAACAUUGCCUUCCUCCAUGACGACAGCUUGCUGCUCUCCACUGGUGGGACUGACACCAGCAUCCUCCAGUGGCGCCUCGUCUAGGAGUGGGGCGGGGGAUAGCAAAGGGGCAGUGACC
Messenger RNA from Elgaria multicarinata webbii, 2527 nucleotides. RefSeq names its product EMAP like 2 (gene EML2). The transcript has 23 exons. Gene Ontology annotation, biological process: microtubule cytoskeleton organization. Gene Ontology annotation, cellular component: mitotic spindle. The record is from RefSeq and is a predicted model, not a curated record. Bases 1 to 2493 code for a protein of 830 amino acids. Gene Ontology annotation, molecular function: microtubule binding. NCBI's taxonomy places the organism in Eukaryota, Metazoa, Chordata, Lepidosauria, Squamata, Anguidae.